AUGUCUUCCAAACGUGAGCCCAGUGGCUCGGCGACAGAGAAAGAGUCGCGCAACGGCAAUUCGCCGUCCUUGCAAAAGACCAACACAAGUGCAACAGCAAAAUCACCAGGCCACAAGAAAAGCAAGGUUCCACCAUUUCUCGACCACUUCAAUGCGCGCGACCUCAAGAUCCUGUUCCGCUGCUCGGUCGCAUUCUGGGCGGCCUCGCUUCUCAUCGUCAUCGAUCCCACAUUGAGGACAUUCGGCAAUGCCACAUUCUUCGCCUGCAUCACCAUCAUGUUUCUACCUCCUUCCGGUGUCGUGCUGGUGAUUCUGCUGGGCGGCUUCACUUUGAUGUUGGGCAUGGCUCUGGGAUGGGCAUGGGGCGUCAUCGCAAUGAAAGCAGCUCAGGCGACAAGACCACAAGCAGAGACUCGGGCUCGCCUGCAGGCCUUGGGCAUAGAGGCCGCGAGGAAUACGGGCGCGACGACCUACUCUCCCGCAAGCGUCCUUGUCUACAACGGUUUCAUGCUGGACACGCGCAUCACCGUCACCUUCUUCUGCAUGUUGGGCUUGUUUGUCUAUCUCAUGGCAAGGCUCAGAAUCAAGGUCCCCAAACUCACGCUGACCGCCAUCUUUGCCUGGAUCAUCACUGACAUCUUCCUCACCAUCGGUCCCCUACUCCCUUCGUUCCAAGGUACCAUUCCUCAAGUGCUCAUCAAACCAGCCGCCGCCGGUGUUGCUAUCAGCUUCGCUUGCUCCAUCCUCAUCUUCCCAGAGUCAACCUCACACAUGACGCUCUUCAGUAUGCACAAGCUUGUCACAUCCAUGGCCGGCUCUCUCGAUCUCACUCGAAGUUUCCUUGAGAAUUAUCCCGACACAUCGCACAUGGAAUCUAUGCAGGCUUUGAGAGCCGGUGUUCUUGGAGGCUGGGCUGCUUUGGAACCUUCGUUUGGCUUCCUGUCCUUCGAUCUUUCCUUUGGUCACUGGAGUGCUCAAGACAUCGCUUCCUUGAGAGAGCCUAUCCGCCGCGUCAUGAUUGGCUCUAUGAGUCUGCUCGCAUUUGAGAUUCUCCAAGGCCGUUCCCGGGAGAGAAUGAAGCACCUCACAUCGAACGAUGUCAGGACACAGGAGCUGGCUCAAGCGGAAGAGAAAGAGAAGNNAAAACACAUGUAUGGCAAACAUCAAGUCAUGCAGAGUCUCAACCUCAUCGACGCUCUUCGCGAUCCGGAAGUCGGCCGUUCUGUUGCUGCUUCAUAUCAAGCAUUAUCACAAGCUAGCAAUCCUCUGCUUGAGUCUUGUAAAGACGCUUUUGGAGCCAUAGCUCACAGUAUCCACGAGAACAACAGUAAAAGAUGGUUCGGCAGAUUGUCUGCUGAACAGUUUGCUCAAAUGAGACAGUCGCACGUAGAUGUGCUCCAACGUCUGCGCGACGAGAAGUUCCACUUUCCCAACGUCGCCAACGAGGCGCUCUUCGCUUCGCAUGAACACCUGUUCGACGAGAAUGGUAGAUUCCAUGGUCAGACCUCAGAAAGGCACAAACUGGUUGGCAUGUUCUUCGGAUUCAACUUUGAGGAUCGUCUUUUGAUCUUGGCUGCAGCUCUUGAACGAGCUUUAGAGCAAAUCACACUCCUCGAAAAGGACCGAGCGACGGUGCGGUUGUGGCUUCCAACAGGCCUGCGCAAAUUCGGUGCUUGGGCAUUCGGUGGCUCUCGUGCACCAGCCAUCGGAGCUCCGACGGUCGACGACAUGCCCCAAGCCGACAAGGCAACCAUCGAGGAAGUACAGCAGAGUUUCAAGCGAGUGCACAAGCCGACAAGAAAGCGCAACAAGUUGUCUACCAUGAUCCUUGGCUUCGGACAUUGGUUGAGCAACGACGAGGGCAUUUUCGCUCUGCGUGUACUUGUCGCUACUCUUGCGGCUGCCAUACCUGCAGCCUGUACGACAUCAGCGGGCUUCUAUUAUCGCGAGAAGGGAUUGUGGGCGCUCAUUAUGGCGCAGACAGGUACAGCGACUUUCUCUGCCGAAUUCAACUUCGCAUUUAUAACCAGAAUCUUUGGUACCAUCGCUGGAGGUGUACUCGGAAUGCUGGGAUGGUACAUCGGAAGUGGAAACGGUCCCGGAAAUCCCUAUGGCCUCGCAGCUGUACUCGCUGUCUACUCAGUAAUCCUCAUGUGGUUCCGCCUGUACACGCCACCUCAGCUCAUACAAGCAGUCAUGAUUGGUGGAUCCACUACCAUCCUGGUAAUCGGCUACGGGUACAUCGACACUCAUCUUCCCACUUACGGCAACCCCGGAUAUGGCUAUGAGGUUUUCUGGCGCCGUACAGUCCUGGUGCUUGUCGGAUUUGCUAUCAGCUUUAUUGUGACGCUGCUUCCCUGGCCGUCGUCUCUAUCACGAAACAUCGCCCGCAGGCUUUCUGGUGUACUGGACCGCGAGGCCGAUCACUACGCUGCACUGCUGUCAUCAUGGUCUGACCUUGAUGCUCACAACAAACACACUGUCGCAGUCGAGGCGGUGACCAUCCAGGUCGCCGGCGAGCUGAGCGCCCUGGGCGGGCCCAUCGGCAGUCUGAAGUUCGAGCUGUCGUCCAGCGUCUUCGACUCGACAACUUGCGGUCGCAUCAAGUCGAUCGCUGAGUUCAUCAACUAUCAGCUUGCGCAUCUGCACAUCCGCGCCGCCACACUUUCUCCCGAACUUCGCCGUCGUUUCGCCAUUGCGUCUGGUAUUCUUGAUCACCGUGCCAUCGCAGAUGUCAUGGUUGUCCUUGGCAUCAUGGCUCAGAGUCUGAAGACUGGUGACCCAUUGCCUGCGCGACUACCAACGCCACUGCUCAAGAAAUGUUUGGAGCAUGGACACGGAGCAGCUGUCGAAAACUUGACCAUAGAAGUGUUGCAGAAGGAGGGUGUGAGGGGCUAUACUGUCUGUAUGAGCGCAUAUCUCGGGUUCUUGUCAGGCGUGGACGAGCUUGUGCUUGCGCUGAAAGAAGCAGUCGGCGAAGCACAUCAUAUUCCUGACGAUCUCAAACUAGCUUGA
Molecule: messenger RNA, 3015 nt
Organism: Aureobasidium vineae
Lineage: Eukaryota; Fungi; Ascomycota; Dothideomycetes; Dothideales; Saccotheciaceae
Source: the annotation of a GenBank genome assembly